Messenger RNA from Acanthoscelides obtectus, 600 nucleotides. The record is from the annotation of a GenBank genome assembly. Lineage: Eukaryota; Metazoa; Arthropoda; Insecta; Coleoptera; Chrysomelidae.
GCCUUUAAAAUGGCUGGCAGUCUGUAAUUUUGUGUAUGAAUCUACACCCGAAUAAUGAAUUUUCGAGGCGUGUUAUCGUGAAAACCCAUGAAUUAUGGUAAACUUCGGCGAGACGGUGUUCGUGGCAAUGUGCUCCAAUAGAAACGCAACCCGCUUCCAGUGUCAGAGAGCGAAAUUCAGCUAACUAAAGGCUGCAGGGUUAGGAAAACCAUUACAUGGUAUCGAAAUCGGGACUCCAGACCUUCCGGGCGUGAAUAGUAACUGGAAAACAUGUGGAAUAUGAUGUGCGACGUUAUGCCGACAAUCUCGGAGGACAGCAUCAGCCAGAGAAGCUCGCAAUUCUCUGGCGAAGAUGCCAAUUUCGAGCAACUGAUGGUCUCCAUGCUAGACGAAAGAGAUAAGUUGAUGGACAGCCUGCGGGAAACCCAGGACCGGCUGGGUGAGAUGGAGAUUAAGUUGCAGGACGUGGAGAAAGAAAGGGACUCACUCCAGAGGCAGAUCGCUGCGAAUUUACCACAGUUUCUUCAGGUUGGGGAGUAAACAAAAUAUUCCAAAUGGCCCCAUAGAAAAAAGUCUGAUGGCAUCAAAUCAGGAGAUCUA